AUGACGGCGCCUCUCGGCCUCCCCCCGCGUUGGCCCGACGGUUUGGCCUGCCGCUGCGAGGAACCCCCCCGGGAAAAAAACCGCAUGGAAAGCUUAGGGCACUGCCGGGAGGUUCUCCCCCCGCCACCGGGGCUCGCCGUACCCACCGGAGCUCCGCCGGCGCCGCAGGGAGCAGCGUACGCCGAGCUGGCCGCCACGGAGCCCCCCCGGCAGUGCCCGUCGGGGGCGGCUUCCAGCGCUGCGCUGGGCUACGGGUACCCCUUCGGGGGGGGUUACUACGGCUGUCGCCUGUCCCACUCGCACGGGGUCAACCUGCAGCAGAAGCCCUGCGCCUAUCACCCCGGCGAGAAGUACCCCGAGGCCGGGGGGCCGCUGCCCGGCGAAGAGCUGCCGUCGAGGCCGAAAGAAUUCGCCUUUUAUCCCGGUUUCGCCAGCUCCUACCAAGCGGUUCCCGGUUAUUUGGACGUGUCUGUGGUCCCGGGGUUGGGGGCUCACCCCGAGCCUCGGCACGACGCUUUGCUUCCCAUGGAAGGUUACCAGCACUGGGCUCUUUCGAAUGGUUGGGACGGGCAAGUGUACUGCUCCAAAGAGCAAUCGCAGUCGGCGCACCUUUGGAAAUCUCCUUUUCCAGACGUGGUCCCCCUGCAACCCGAAGUCAGCAGCUAUCGGAGGGGGAGGAAGAAGAGGGUUCCCUACACCAAAAUCCAGCUGAAGGAGCUGGAGAAGGAAUACGCCGCCAGCAAAUUCAUCACCAAAGAGAAGCGGAGGAGGAUUUCGGCCACCACCAACCUGUCCGAGCGCCAAGUGACGAUCUGGUUCCAGAACCGGAGGGUCAAAGAGAAGAAAGUGGUGAGCAAAUCCAAAACAGCGCAUCUCCACCCCACCUGA
Messenger RNA from Tympanuchus pallidicinctus (lesser prairie-chicken), 888 nucleotides. It is a transcript of the gene HOXC13, whose product is annotated as homeobox C13. NCBI's taxonomy places the organism in Eukaryota, Metazoa, Chordata, Aves, Galliformes, Phasianidae. Gene Ontology annotation, molecular function: DNA-binding transcription factor activity, RNA polymerase II-specific; RNA polymerase II cis-regulatory region sequence-specific DNA binding. The record is from RefSeq and is a predicted model, not a curated record. Gene Ontology annotation, biological process: regulation of transcription by RNA polymerase II. The transcript is spliced from 2 exons. The coding region runs from base 1 to 888 and encodes 295 amino acids.